AUGGAAGAUGUCAAGCCACUGGUACCCGUUAAGACUGAUGAAAAUGACAACAAAGUUGUGAUAUUCUUCGGUAGCAUUCCUGUCCCCAUCGAACUUACGAUAGUUACGAAAGAUGCCAUGCCAUCGACGUUUGGUACGGAUGAAGAUGAUGGAACAUUGGUGACGCAAACACCAACUGGUGAAAGAGCUGAUGACCCAAUGUAUGAUGUGCCAUUGAGCUUGAUUUCUAAUGGACAUGCCUUUCCAUUCAAUGAAGAUACAAAGGGGGAAACGUCUGGUGGUGAAGAAAAUGGUAAUCCUCUCUUGGUGAAACCAAAUGAUAACAAGGGAAAAGGCAUAGCAACUUCUUCUGAUUCUAAAGGGAAAGGUAACACAAAAACAGCUGCUGGUCCUGUGGUGAAUACACCACGAAAUGAACUUUCUGCUGUUGUCUCUGCUGCUGUUGCUUCUGCCGCUAAUGUUACCAUAAACAUAGAUACUCCAUUAUGGUUUACAUUACUCGCUUUAACGGAUCAGGAAACCGAUGCACCAUUGCCGCAAAUCAGCAAUCGUUACUUUAGGGUUAGGAACGGUAACUUACCUGUUUCAUGUCUCCAGAACUACAUUGCAAUGAAACUCAGUCUCGAAAGCGAGGAUGAGGUGGAGUUAUACUUAAUAAAGGACUUGGUUUUGCAAUCAUCCAUGUUGUUAUAUCAAUUAUUAGGAUACUAUAUUGCGACUGUAUCUCCAAGGAUGGGAUCUUCAGGCGCUAACUAUAUGGUGGUCCUCUCCUACGGAGGCAAACCUCCGCUCAAGAAUCCGGUGACUCAGUCUCCUGGCAACACCUGA
Molecule: messenger RNA, 828 nt
Organism: Thlaspi arvense
Lineage: Eukaryota; Viridiplantae; Streptophyta; Magnoliopsida; Brassicales; Brassicaceae
Source: the annotation of a GenBank genome assembly